CAUUAGGUUAUUCGCCUCUCUAGACGCAUCUGCCGUUUGCUUGUUGUUUAUUUCCUAUAUUCUUGAAAAAUAUGACUUUAACUGUGAUAUCGAAACUUUAGUCUAUAAUAAAAUAGUAAGACAUACUCAAAAUACAAUAAUCAAACACUUGAAUAGUUAAAUCAAUUAGCUACAAUGAAAAUCGCUGUGGAAGGUUGUGCUCAUGGAGAGCUAGAUAAAAUAUACGAAUGUAUUGAAACUUUACAAGAAAGGGAAGGUAUUAAAAUUGAUUUAUUGAUCUGUUGUGGGGAUUUUCAAGCCGUCCGUAAUAAUGGAGAUUUACGGGCCAUGGCUGUGCCUGAGAAGUACCAAAACAUUUGCACUUUUCAUAAAUAUUAUAGUGGAGAAAAAGUUGCACCUAUACUUACAAUUUUUAUUGGAGGUAAUCAUGAAGCAUCAAAUUAUUUACAAGAGUUGCCAUUUGGAGGUUGGGUCGCACCGAACAUUUACUAUUUAGGAAGAGCUGGUGUUAUUCAAUUUGGAAAUUUAAGGCUUGGUGGUAUAUCAGGAAUUUUUAAAGGACAUGAUUAUUUACAAGGCCUUUGGGAAAGUCCACCGUACACAGCAGGAUCAUUGCGUUCGGUCUACCAUAUCAGAGCAUUAGAUGUGUUCAGACUAAGUCAGUUGAAAGAUAAAGUCCAUGUUAUGCUGUCACAUGACUGGCCAAGAGGCAUCACAGAUUAUGGUGAUAAGAACUUUUUGUUAAAGAGAAAACCAUUUUUCAGAGAAGACAUUGAAUCCAAUCAACUGGGAAGUCCACCUGCAGAAAAACUCUUGCACACAUUGAAACCUGAUUAUUGGUUUGCUGCACAUUUGCAUUGUCAAUUUGCAGCAUUGGUUAAGCAUGGAAACGGUACUGAAACCAAGUUCUUAGCUCUCGAUAAAUGUUUACCUAAGAGGAGACAUUUACAAGUAUUAGAUCUGCCCCCUGAAUUUGAAGGAGACAAGCAAUUAAAAUAUGAUGCAGAGUGGCUGGCUGUUUUGAAGAACACAAAUCAUCUAUUGUCUGUAAAAAAUAUUGAUUCACAUUUACCUGGUCCAGGAGGCAAUGAACGAUAUGAUUUCACACCUAGUCAAGAUGAAAAAGAUCUUAUUGUACAAUUAAUGGGAAAUUUAGAAAUAAGUAAUGAGACAUUUGUACAAACUGCACCUGUAUACAAUCCUAACAUGCCUAAGGUUCCGCCCAAUGAGGCCAUAAUGAAUCCGCAAACUGUUACUUUGUGUGAAAAGCUGGGCAUUGAUGACCCAUUGCAAGUAGUUCUAGCUAGAUCUGGCAGAAGUAUGAAGCAACCUUUGAUUAUUCCAACACCAGACAGUAUAGUACAAAAUACACCCAUAAAGUGUUCCAGAUUAUCACUCCCAGCUCCAGUCACACCAAGUGAAAAUGAAGAUUUGUCCGAAACAGUUUCAGUUUUAUCUCAAAGUAACAGUUUUUUGUCAGAAAGUGGUAACGUUACAUCUGACUGCGAAACACCUCCAAAAUCAAUGAAAAAAGUAUUCAAAAGACGUAAUUUGGCUAUGUACACACCAGACGAAGAAAAUGUUAGCAAUUCCUCUAGCUCUCUAAUGGACUCAGACAGUCCACGAUCCAGCAAAUUAGCAUGUAGAAGUGACACCUUAUAGGAUUAAUGGAAAAUAAAAUAAAUACUAGAAAUAACAUCUAUGAGAUGUUACUUUAAUAAUGAAAGGGAAAUAGUAAAAUUGGUUUCUAUUUUAUAAUUUUAUUGUAUUAUAAAAUAUUAGGCACAAUUGUUUGCACUUUGUUGCAACAUUUUUAGUCUUUUGACAAGAUAAUAAAAUAAUUGAAUAGCAUAAUUAAAAGUAAUGAUAUCUAAGUAAAAACUAUAUAUUUUUUCCAA
Messenger RNA from Zerene cesonia (dogface butterfly), 1898 nucleotides. RefSeq names its product lariat debranching enzyme (gene ldbr). Gene Ontology annotation, cellular component: nucleus. Gene Ontology annotation, biological process: mRNA splicing, via spliceosome. The record is from RefSeq and is a predicted model, not a curated record. Bases 175 to 1662 code for a protein of 495 amino acids. Lineage: Eukaryota; Metazoa; Arthropoda; Insecta; Lepidoptera; Pieridae. The transcript is spliced from 5 exons. Gene Ontology annotation, molecular function: RNA lariat debranching enzyme activity.